UUAUGCUUGCUCAAAUUAUCUUUGACGAAUCAAUUGAUUUAAUGUAGGCAUCGCUCUUUCCUUUGUCCUUCCCCCCCGUUUUUGCCCUAAUCUUUCAAAGGUUCCAGUUCUUUGUUCAAUGAUGUUGAUAUCCGAAACUGCUCUGCACUUACGUCAACUCUCAGUAAACACAAUCUAUUCACGACCACAAAUUCUGCAUAAAUGGCUUUGCUCUAGUUUUCAAUCUUAUGCACAGAUAGACACAGGCAAAGAAAGAGGAGUCUCCAAAUUCCAGAGUCAGAAGGUCAGUCAUUUACAAGGAUGAUAUCACAUGAUCUUGAUUCGGUACGAUAUGGUGGGAGUCUCUCUGUCCAAUUAUGUUUUCCUGGUAUUAGAUCUGCUACAAAUUCCUCAAGCAAAUCUUUUGGUGAGGAUGAUGCCAGCACAUGUGUUGAAUGCUCUGAUGAUGAGGUAAGCCUUAAAGAUGCUUUCCGUCAAAGCUCACCUUACAAUGGCGUCAACACAUCUGCUGCAACCUUUAAUACCACUAACGGAUUGGGAAAUACCUUACCACGACAAUCAAGCUGUCCAGAUGAAAUUUCUUUCAACGUAUGCAGCUCUCAUCCCCAACUACCUCAAGGCAUUUCAAGCUCGGUUCAUUUUCCAGAGGUUGAAGGAAGAGAUUCCGACACGGUUUUAAAUUCAUCCUUUUGGCCUCAGUACACUUCGAGGGAUCAUAAACCUCGGAGUGCUGCUGAACUUACUAUAAAAGCAGUAGAUGACAGGGCAAGUUUUCCCCAUCUAGGAGUGUCAUACGCCGAAGCAAUUUUUGGGGAAAAUUUCUUUACUUUAUAUGUUCCUCUGCAUCUGGCGGCGCUCAAAGGUGACUGGGGUACUGCAAAAGAAUUUUUGGUUUUAAAGCCACAUGCAGUCAGUGCUAGGAUUACAAGCAAUUUAGACACUGCUCUUCAUGUAGCCGCAGGGGCAAGGCAGACGAAGUUUGUCGAAGAGCUCGUGAAACUGAUGACACCUGAUGACCUGGCAUUGCAGAACAAGGUUGGGAAUACAGCCCUCUGCUUUGCUGCUGCAUCUGGUGUCACAAAGAUUGCAGAGUUAAUGGUUAGUAAGAACAAAAUGUUGCCUUCUAUUCGAGGCAGUAAGGGGGCAACACCAUUGUGUAUGGCUGCUUUGUUAGGCCACAAAGACAUGGUCUGGUACCUAUAUUCUGUAACUCAGAAAGAGGAUCUAACAGAAUAUGAUCGCAUUCAGCUUCUUGUUGCAGCCAUCAGUGCUGAACUUUAUGAUGUGGCCUUGAACCUGGUUCAACAUCAUCCCGAAUUAGCUUUUGCUCGGGAUGGAAAUGGAGAGACAGCUCUUCAUAUAUUGUCUCGGAAGCCUUUGGCAUUUUCAAGUGGAAGCCAAUUCGGAAAUCAGCGCUGGUGCUUAAAUUCAUGGACACCCAGUUUGAAUGGAUUAGUCUGCAGUGCCUCCAGAUAUUUGGGAUUCAGAACAAUUCUUGACAUAAAGGCCAAGCAUAUCCAGGCACUUGAACUCGUGAAGCAACUGUGGGAGCGUGUCCUGCUGCUUGAUGAUUCGAAAAUUGGAGAUUUCCUUAGGUUCCCUUUCCGACUAAUAUUUACUGCUGUGGAGAUUGGGAAUGUUGACUUCCUACUUGUGCUAAUUCGAAUGUAUCCUAAUCUUAUUUGGAAAGUCGAUGAGCAGAAUCGAAGCAUAUUUCAUGUUGCAGUGGCACACCGUCAGGAGAGAAUUUUCAGUCUCAUACAUGAGAUCGGUUCUCACAGAGAUCUGAUAUCAGCCUAUAAGGAUGAGAGAAAUAAUAACAUCCUGCAUCUGGCUGGAAAGUUAGCACCUCCAAAUCGUCUCAAGAACGACUGUGGUGCAGCACUGCAGUUGCGACGCGAAGUGCACUGGUUCAAGGAGGUUGAAAAAAUUGUGCAACCUUCUUACCGAGAAAUGAAGAACUUAGAGGGGAAAACACCUCAUAUAUUGUUCACAGAGGAGCACAAAAGACUUGUCCGAGAAGGGGAAAAGUGGAUGAAAGACAGUGCAUCAUCAUGCAUGGUUGUUGCAACACUUAUUGCCACUGUGAUGUUUGCUGCAGCCUUCACUGUACCUGGUGGCAAUAACAAUGAGACAGGGAGGCCUAUUUUUCUUCAUCGCCGGUCAUUUAUUGUCUUCUCCAUAUCAAAUGCAUUGGCAUUAUUCUCCUCUGCCACUUCUAUUCUGAUGUUCCUGUCCAUUUUGACUUCACGCUAUGCGGAAGAAGAUUUUCUCCAUUCACUACCUAAACGGCUGAUAAUAGGGUUCACAACCCUUUUUGUUUCGAUAGCGACCAUGAUGUCAGCAUUUUCAGCCACACUUUUCAUUGUUCUUGGGCGCGAAUUUGCAUGGAUUGCCAUUUCAGUUGCUAUGGUUGCUUGUAUUCCUGUCACUUUGUUUGCUCUGCUACAGUUUCCCCUUUUAGCAGAUAUGAUCUCUCAUAUAUACAGUUCUAAUAUUUUCUUCUUUCCAUGCAACCGCCUUUUGUAUUAACUGUAUUAUCUCUCACAAACUAUGUAGAAAUUUGGAUUUAUUGUAUUCAUUGUAUAUGAAUUCUAAUAAAUACAAGGUUGUGUGAACUGUAAUGUUAUUGUUA
Messenger RNA from Tripterygium wilfordii, 2635 nucleotides. Its product is annotated as ankyrin repeat-containing protein NPR4-like. NCBI's taxonomy places the organism in Eukaryota, Viridiplantae, Streptophyta, Magnoliopsida, Celastrales, Celastraceae. The transcript has 7 exons. Gene Ontology annotation, molecular function: protein binding. The record is from RefSeq and is a predicted model, not a curated record. The coding region runs from base 301 to 2532 and encodes 743 amino acids.